Molecule: messenger RNA, 2907 nt
Organism: Adineta steineri
Lineage: Eukaryota; Metazoa; Rotifera; Eurotatoria; Adinetida; Adinetidae
Source: the annotation of a GenBank genome assembly
AUGGAAAUUGAGAAGCUCGAUAUUGAUUCAAUAUUUGUAAAAUAUACAAUAAAUGAAAUACGUGAUAUUGAACAAGAAAUUAAAGAUGAUAUGGAUCGAAAAAAAGAAGAAUUACGAUCAAUGGUUGGAGAACGAUAUCGUGAUUUAAUUGAAGCUGCUGAUGCAAUUUUUGAAAUGAAAACAUGUGCAAAAGGCGUCGAACAAUUUGUACAUUUACUCAAUGAUAAAUGUGGUAAAAUCGAUCAUACAUUAGUAACACAAUCAACUUCAUCAUCAAAUUCAAAAUCGGAUAGACAAUCAUUUAAAUUAACAAUUGUUCUAUCAGUACAAAUUUUAACAGAAACACGCCGACGAUGUUGGAUGUUUCUCGAAGAAAAUAAUUUCGUAGCAGCAGCUCGUCAGUAUUUAUUGGCACAACAUAUGGCAGCUUCGCUAUCAUCAAGUAAUGAUGAUGAACGAUUAGAUGCUGAUUCACAAAAAGCUAUCGUAGCUGCUAAUCGAUUAUGGGAUCAAACUCGACAAAUGAAAAAAACUAUUUUAAAGAAAUGUCGAUUAUAUUUAAAGAAUACGGAUGCUGAUGUUGAAAUUCUUGCUAAUGCUCUAUCAACUCUUAUCGCAUUUGGUAAUGAAUCAAUCGAACAAAUAUUAAAAGAUUUUCUCGCUGCUAAACUGGAUACAAUCAAAGAAUCGUAUCAGAAUGCUAAUGUCAAACAAAGUUCAAAAGAUACAGUUCGACAAUUACUUGUUGUUUUAAUCAAUACUAUUUUUGAAUUAGAUAUACUCUUCAGUAAAAAUGAUGAUACUACUGAUAAAUAUGAUUUAUUAAAGAAAUAUAUUUCAACGUUUUUUAAUACAUCAAAUAGUGAUAUGAAUUUAAAAAAUAAUAAUAUUUUAUCAUAUUCUCAACAACAAAUGUUAAAUGUUCAAGAAACAUUUUUUAAAAAUUGCGAUCCUGUAGAUCUUACGGAAUAUGAAUCUCAACAACAACAACUUGUUCAAAAUGCUGUCGAAAACUGGUUGAAAACAGUAUUGGACGUUGUUAAAUCAGGUCUGAAUGAAUUACUUAAUCAUAUAACAUCACUAAAACCAUUACUUCAUCUCAAAUCAAGUCUUGUCUCAUUAUUAACAGAAGAACGUAUGAAAAAUUGGUCAGUAAUAUGUAAUCGAUUAUUAAAUGGUAAUGAUAAAGAAAUUCAAUUAUGGAAUAAUUUAAUUAAAAUACAAUUACGAACACGUGCUAAAGAAGUAUUACAUGUUCGUUUUGAUCAAUUUAAUCAAACAGCGAUACAAAAAAUUGAACAUUGUCUUGAUGCAUUUCAAAAAUCUGCAAAUAAAAAUGAGAAGCAUUUUUCACGUGAAUUUAAUGUUUUACAAUAUAUAUGGAGUGAUAUUGAUAAUAAUAUUCCAAGUGAUUAUGUAUGGACACCAUCACAAAGUCGAAUACCAGUUGGUGAUGCGAAAUUUUCAUUGAAAGCUGUUGCAAUUUCAAUGGAUCUUCAAAGUCUAUGUCGAGAAUUAGAUGAUGAACUACGACAAAUACUUGAUGAUGUUAAUGAAUUUUCUAUUGCGGAAUUUUCUACAAUAUCAUCUUUAUCAGAUACAAUAUUAUCAUCAUCAUCAACAAAUAAUAAUAAUAAUAAUGCUUCAAUGUAUUCCGAUAGUGGUUUUAUUGAAGAACAUUUAGAAGAAUGUGUUAUGAAAUUUUGUACAACAUUUCUUGCACGUUUACGACAAAUAGCAAAUGAUAAUGAAAAAAUUGGAGAUGAAGAACAAACUUUAAAUAGUUUAAUUUGGCUUGGUUCAUGUGCACGUGCGAUACCAAUUGUUUGUAAAAAUCUUAAAAAUUCACUUGAACUUGUAACGAAUAUGACUGAUUCAACAAAUAAUACUUCAAUGGAUAGAAAAGUACGAGGUAUUUCACAACCAAAACGAACACUUGAAAAAACAGAAAAAACAUCAUGGUUAAAAACCCGUGAAAUGUUUAUGACAACACACAUUGAUUUAUUUAAGCAAUGGAUUAUUCAUUUAAGUGCGAAUAUUGAUAUGCAUUUACGAAAUAAAUUAUCAACAUUUCUUGAUGAUAUUCCCACAGUUCUUUGGAAUAAAAUUGAAAUUGUCGAAACUCUUGAAACUGAUAAAACAUAUAAAAGUGUUAUACGUGUACCAAUGUAUUGUACACCAUUUAUUGAAGAACUUCUAUUUUAUUCUUGUCAACAAAUAAAUCAAGCACUAGCACAUGGCCUCGACAAAGAAUUAUCAAGUGAUAUGGCCUAUCGUUUAUUACAAACAUUUUUAAAUGUUUAUGAAUCAUGGUGGUUAAAUGACGCUCAAAAACGAAUAAGUCAAAAACGUAUCCAAACACGAAUUAUUCAAAUCGUUUAUGAUCUCCGAUUUGUUCAUAUGUUACUUGAACGUAAAGAUAAUACGAAUAAUACAAAAGAUAUUAAUGAACGUUUUUUUAAAUUAAUUGAAAAUAUUGAAAGUGAAAUUGAUCCAUUUGAUUUAAAUGUUCUUUCACCAUAUAUGCAUGAUCAUUUACAACAAAUUGUUCCUCGUUCUUCACUUUUAUUUGGACAUUUAAUAACAAAUGAUCGUCUCAUUCCAUCAAAACCACUUCAAAUGAAUACUAAAGAUACAAACAACAUCCUUUCACUUUCAUCAUGUUCUCAACGUUUUUCAUUACUACCGAUAGCUACUAAUCUUUCGUCAACAUCAACAUCAUCUGGUCAAAUAAUAAGUUCGAAAGGAACUAUUCUUAAAUCGAAUAUUAUUCAUGAGCAUAAUAAUAAUAAUAUUAAUGAUAAUACAGAAAAUGAUUCUGGUUUAGCAUCAUUUCGUCCAUUAACAACAAAUGUGGCUGAAGUUGCAACAUAUUAUUCGAAAUGGUUUCAAAAUAUGGUCAAAUAA